Messenger RNA from Phyllostomus discolor (pale spear-nosed bat), 5380 nucleotides. It is a transcript of the gene TGFB2, whose product is annotated as transforming growth factor beta 2. The transcript has 8 exons. Gene Ontology annotation, biological process: regulation of cell population proliferation; transforming growth factor beta receptor signaling pathway; SMAD protein signal transduction. Gene Ontology annotation, molecular function: type III transforming growth factor beta receptor binding; type II transforming growth factor beta receptor binding; cytokine activity. Bases 1391 to 2719 code for a protein of 442 amino acids. The record is from RefSeq and is a predicted model, not a curated record. Gene Ontology annotation, cellular component: extracellular region. Lineage: Eukaryota; Metazoa; Chordata; Mammalia; Chiroptera; Phyllostomidae.
GCAAGCCCGUGAUGUUAUCUGCUGGCAGCAGACGGCUCGCUUCGAGGGGAGCUCCAGAAGCUCCCAGCGAGGGAGAGAGAGAGGGAGAGAGAGAGAGAGGGGGAGAGAGAGGGAGAGAGGGAGGGAGAGGCUGGGGAAAGGGAUGCAGAGCUAGUAUAACGGUCCAGGGAGCCUUUCGGGAUCCGGCCGAGUGGCUGCUGGCCGCAGAAGCGGAAAGCAGGAGGGUCGAUUUCAGGGUGCCCAGUGCCGACCUCCCCUAAGCGAGACAGUCCAAGGCGCAGAGCAACCAGGAGAACUGGGAAAGGGUGGGCGUCCAAGGGAAGCCCUACGCGACCCCCGUAGGAAAAAAGCUGCCCCGCAGCGGUCCCAGGGGGUGAAAAAGCCACGGCGGCGGCCGCCCGUCGCCUGUUGCCGGGUUGGCGUUUGGAGCGAGAGGAGAAGGAGGAGCAGGAGAAGGAGGGAGCUGGAGGCUGGACGCGUUUGCCAGCGGCGGCGGCGGCGGCAGCAACGUGGAGUAACCGGGCGGGUCGGCGCGCUCCGGCCGGGGUGGAGGCCACAGCGCGCGGCUCUGGGAAGGAUCCUCGCCUCCUCGGCAGCUGCCGCUGCGGCCGCCGCCGACCUGAGCGGGUCCCGAGCGCCCAGCGCAGCGCAGCCACCUCCCCGCGGCGCGCCAGGCUCGCCCCCAGCGCGCGCGCCCGCGCGCGCGCACACACACUCACUCACACACACACUCACACCCUCACACACGUGUGCGCUUCUCCGCUCCCGAGCUGUUGCUGCUGCUGCCGCCGCCGCCGCCGCCGCUGCUCCCAGCGCCGCAGUGGACCGCGGGGCCCAGCCGCUCCUGCCUUAAAUAUAUAAAUUACGGCCGCGCAGCCCUCGCGCCGCUCUCGCUGCGCCCCUCCCGCCCGCGCGCCAGCUGCCAGCCCCGGGACCUCUUCCUCUCUUCCCUCUUGGCCCGAGGAGCCGAGUUCAGAUCCGCCACUCCGCGCCCGAAACUGACACACUGAACUCCGUGUCCUCCUCUCAAAUUCAUUUCUGCCUAAUAGCCACCCGUCUCUUCCCCCCACCCCCAGCCUCGUCGCUCCAAGGAAACUUUUUCUUGCUCCCCCAAGUGAGGGUUCCCCUCUGCCCGUCGUGUAUUAAUACUUCCACCUUGGGAACUACUGGCACUUUCUUUUUAAAGGAAUUCGAGCAAGAUAUCUUUUUUUUUCUCCACUAUUGGACAUUGAUUGACUCGGUCGUUUGCAAAAGUUUCGCAUUAAAAAAAAAAUCUACCUGAUCUGUCUGUACUUUGAGACUGGUUGGUUUCUUUUCUUUCUUCCUUUCUUUUUUUUUUUUUUUGGACUUUUUUUUUUUACUUAAAAAAAUUUUUUUCACCUUUAAAAAAAUGCACUACUGUGUGCUGAGCGCUUUGGGGCUCCUGCAUCUGGUCACGGCCGCGCUCAGCCUGUCUACCUGCAGCACGCUGGACAUGGAGCAGUUCAUGCGCAAGAGGAUCGAGGCGAUCCGCGGGCAGAUCCUGAGCAAGCUGAAGCUCACCAGCCCCCCAGAAGAGUACCCCGAGCCCGAGGACGUGCCCCCGGAGGUGAUCUCCAUCUACAACAGCACCCGGGACUUGCUCCAGGAGAAGGCGAGCCGCCGAGCGGCCGCCUGCGAGCGGGAGCGCAGCGACGAGGAGUACUACGCGAAGGAGGUCUACAAGAUCGACCGGACCCCUUACUUGUCCUCGGAAACUGUCUGCCCAGUUGUUACAACACCCUCUGGCUCAGUGGGCAGCUUGUGCUCCAGACAGUCCCAGGUGCUCUGUGGGUACCUUGACGCCAUCCCGCCCACGUUCUACAGACCCUACUCCAGAAUCGUCCGCUUCGACGUGUCGGCGAUGGAGAAGAACGCGUCCAACCUGGUGAAGGCGGAGUUCAGGGUGUUCCGCCUGCAGAACCCCAAAGCCAGGGUUUCCGAACAGAGGAUCGAACUGUACCAGAUUCUCAAAGCCAAGGAUGUAACGUCGCCAAACCAGCGCUACAUCGACAGCAAAGUCGUGAAAACAAGAGCUGAAGGGGAAUGGCUCUCCUUUGAUGUGACCGAUGCCGUGCAUGAGUGGCUCCACCAUAAAGACAGGAACCUGGGAUUUAAAAUAAGUUUACACUGUCCCUGCUGCACCUUUGUAGCAUCUAACAAUUACAUCAUCCCCAAUAAAAGCGAAGAGCUAGAAGCAAGAUUUGCAGGUAUUGAUGGCACCUCCACAUAUACCAGUGGUGAUCAGAAAACUAUAAAGUCCACUAGGAAAAAAAACAGUGGGAAGACCCCACACCUCCUGCUAAUGUUGUUACCCUCCUACAGACUUGAGUCACAACAGUCCAACCGGCGGAAGAAGCGCGCCUUGGAUGCAGCCUAUUGCUUUAGAAAUGUGCAGGAUAAUUGCUGCCUGCGUCCACUUUACAUUGAUUUCAAGAGGGAUCUUGGGUGGAAAUGGAUCCAUGAACCUAAAGGGUACAAUGCCAACUUCUGUGCCGGGGCGUGCCCAUAUUUAUGGAGUUCGGACACUCAGCACAGUAGGGUUCUCAGCUUAUAUAACACCAUAAACCCGGAAGCAUCCGCUUCUCCAUGCUGUGUGUCCCAGGAUUUAGAACCGCUCACCAUUCUCUACUACAUCGGCAAAACACCCAAGAUUGAACAGCUCUCUAACAUGAUCGUAAAGUCGUGCAAAUGCAGCUAAGAUUCUUGAAAAAGUGGCAAGGCGAUCAUCACACGAUGAUGAUGAUGAUGAUGAUGAUGAUAUGACAACAAUAACAAUGUUCAGGACAAGAAACAUAAGACAGCCUUGUUCCAUCAGUGUUAAAAAAAUGAUUUGAAAAAGCGGUACUAGUUCAAACACUUUGGAAGUUUGUGUUCUGUUUGUUAAAACUGGCAUUCGAAACAAAAGGAAAAAAAAUACAAAGGCUUUAUUCUACAUUUCGCCUACUCUGUAAGUGAGAGAGACAAGAAACAAAACCUUUUUUUUAAGAAAAAAAAUAAACACUGGAAGAAUUUGUUAGUGUUAAUUAUGUGAAAGAAAAAAAAAAAAAAAGAAACAGGAAAAUCCCGUUCAGUGGAGUUGCUGUACAUGCGUUCCUAACCCCAGCCUCACUUGAUUUUUCUGUAUUGCUAUGCAAUAGGCUCCCUCCCGUUUUUACUCUCAGAGUUCACAGUGAGUUAUUUAUUGUGUGUUACUAUAUAAUGAACAUUUCAUUGCCCUUGGAAAAUAAAACAGGUGUAUAAAGUGGAGACCAAAUCCUUUGCCAGAAAAUUCAUGGAUGGUUUAAGGAACUUGAACUCAACCGAGCCAGGAAAAAAAAAAAAAAGGCCAGAUGAGUGGGAUGAAAACCCAACGGGAGUUCUUAGAUGGCCCAGCGAGUGGGUGUUAAAGAGAAAGACCCUGGAAACGAUGCAAUGUACCAACGGCCUAAGGAAGCUUCCUGUAAAGUUCAAAGCUGAAAAGCCUGUUAAUAAAGGAAACUUGCAGUCAGACUAAGUCUGUAAGAUUUUUUUCUGCCUUUCAAUUGUAAAUGGUUCUUUGUCAGUGUAGUCCACCCGUGAAAUGUUGCAAUGUUUGGAUACAUACUCGUCACACUUCAGACCUAGAACUCUUGCUGUCUAGUUAUGCCAUAGGUUUUUCUUAGUUUCGAUAUAUGUAACCAUACCUAUAUUAUUACAAUAGAUGAGUGUAGAAGCCAGUAUAAUUGGAAACACAUCUGCAGACUUUUUUUUUGCAAACUAUUAAAUCAAAACAUUAACUACUUUGCGUGUAAUGUGUAAAUUUUUACCAUAUUUUUAAUGUUCUGUAAUAAUGUCAACUCUGAUUUAGAUGGGACUUAAAUUUGGGCUUUUUUAUUUUUAUUUUUUUUUAAUGAUCACACAGAACUGUGUUUCCUUUAGCUGGCUAGUAUUUUUUGAAUAAAGCCCCUAGAUUUUGACUUGCACUAAAAAUACAUGUUUCAUAGUAUUUGCUCCAUUGUGCUUUAUAAAUUGUCCAUUUUUAUAAUGUAAGAUACCUGAGUCCGCUUGUCCUUUUUUCUGUUACGGAAAAGAUAGAUUUGAGUUCAGUCCCCUUCCCUCCUCUUCCAAGCAUCACCACUGAUCAAUUCAGAUAUUAAAAAGCUUCCGUGUUAGGAAAAUUCGGGACGAAUGUUGAUCCAGAGACAAUGAAGUGAAAUGUUUGCAUUGCAGCAAGGGCUUUCGGACCUGACCGAAACUCAGGUCUGAAACUCAGACCUGGCUCCUCCCACCUGGCUCAGUCAGCACAUGUGCAGCACCCUCCUGUUCUCAGAAAAGCAGACAGUUUGUAGGAAACUUCUUUUACUUCCAUUAGGCUUGUAGUGUUCAGGGUUCAAUAGAGAGACUUGCCUUUUCAUUGAUUUUUCUUUAAGGACAAAAUACAGGUCAGCACAAAUCAUUUUGUUUAUUUCACUGACAUGAAGGUUUUUGUAGGUAUCCUCGGAAGGUUGAAAAGGCACAAACCAAAUUCUCCCAUGAUCAAACCGUAUUUUUCCCCUGUGAAUGAGCGUGUUCUCUAGAUCUGAGGCUACGACUUACUUUGCUUCAAUAAAUGAUUUGCUACAUGAUUGCCGAGGCAGUAACCUUAGGUCACAGUUUGUAGAAGGUGUCAGUUUGCCCAUUGUCCCUGAUUUAGCUUUAAGAUACAAAUCCAUAGGUCAAACCAUGGAGUCUGCAGUUUCACUUAAAAAGCAGCACAAUGAGGGUAAAUCCAAGGGAAGUUGUUUGAUGUAGUAAACUUUUUUUUUUUGGAACUUCCUGACCAUUAAUGAAAGGGAGGAAUUGGAUUUACAAGUUUGGAAACUGGAAAGGCGAGAGAUAGAAAGCCACACACAGUAGCGAACACCCCUUGCGGUAGGUGUCCCCCGAUCCCACGUUUGAGAGUGUUGAUUUAUUUUCUCUUCCACGUUUCUAUGAAUUUCUAUGUAAAAAUCACUUUUAUUUCUGCAGGUAUUUUCUCAGAUAGCAAUGACAUUUUGUUUCGUAUUAUUUUGUCUUUCCUCAUGAAUGCACUGAUAAUAUUUUAAAUGCUCUAUUUUAAGAUCUCUUGAAUCUUAUUAUUUUUUUUUUUUAGUUUGGGGAUUCUAUAAGGUCUUUAUUUCCCAUAAGUAAAUAUUGCCGUGGGAGGGGCGGGAGGAGGGGGGUGGGGGAAAGGUUAGUAUGCGGGGUGGGGGCGGGGCAGUUUUUAUGUGUUAAGCAGCAGUACAACUUUACGGUUGGCAUGGUUUAAAAAAAUGGAAUAUAAGAAUAGCUGUUUUGUAUUUCGAUGACUGAUUUACGCUGUAUUUUAACACGAUGUAUGUCUGUUUUUGUGGUGCUCUAGUGGUAAAUAAAUUAUUUCAAU